AUGAUGCAAGACAAUGCUGCCAUGUGGGAUCAUCUUGCUGCCGGUGGUCCACCAGGCCAAGCCGCCGCCCACCCACAACCGAUCGUGACCAUGUCCAUGUUGGCGUGUGUCAUGUGUGCGAAUCAGUUUUCCAUGUCGGGCAAACUCAGCGAUCAUCGAACUCCUGUCUUGGCCGUGAAUCCAUCGGCAUCGAUUGAAGGUCCCUACUGUAUUGCCUGUGCGGGAAAACGAGAGGGAUUGCGUUCCUUUCAAAUUGACGAAGCUCGCGUCGCAUUGGUCAAGUUGAUGCAUCAGCAAUUGUCCACGGGAGCGGCAUAUGCUUAUGCGGCGUUGCAUCAUCAACAAGCAGCACAGCAACAGCAAUGUGGUCUAGACAACAACAAUACCAGCAAUACGAAUACUGGCAUGCCUCCUUACAACAAUAGCAACCACAAUGGCAGUGGAUCCUCCUGUGGCAGUGGAAACACCAACAACCACAAUGGCCAUGCUCCAUACAACACCUAUCAGCAGCAACAACAACAGCAAGCCAAACAAGAUGCUCCUGGUUUACUACGAGUAGCCUCAGAACCACCGGGUCAACAACUCCAUGCCAACAGCAAUCUCUUUUCCAUGGCCCUUCCUCAGGAACAACAACAGCAGCAGCACAACCAUAACAACAAGCAUAACAACAACAACAACAAGACAUGGUACAGCAAACCCACUACCAAUCAUCACAAUCAUCACAACCACACCAGUAACAAACGCCAAAAAGUCAAUCCAUCCAACUAUGUCAAGACGACCUGGUCGGACGAAGAAGAUCGCAUUCUCAUUCAAGCCGUCACGACAUCGCCGGAACAACCGUUUACCCGGUGGUCCGAUUUGGCCAAUUUACUGCCCGGUCGCAUUGGAAAACAGAUUCGCGAUCGAUGGCUCAAUCAUCUCGAUCCCAAAAUUGAUCGAUCGCCCUUUACCAAAGAUGAAGACUACAAACUCUACAUGGCAUUCAAAAAACACGGCAAACGAUGGGUCGAAAUCUCCACCAAGUACUUUGACAGUAAACGCUCUGAAAAUCAUAUCAAGAAUCGAUGGUACAGUGCGGCAUUCAAAAAGUUUGUCAAGGCGGAAUGGGGGGAAGAUCCAUUCAAUAAUAGUAGUACAACGACGACGACCACUGCAACGACUACGACCAAAAAGGGAAAGGAGGAAGCAAUCAUCGCCAACGCCAGUACUAGCAGUAGUAAGCAAGAACCACCAGGGGCCGAAGAACGACAGGAUCAAAGCAGUGAGUUGUUGUUUCUCGAAGAGAAAAAGGAAGCGUCCAACUAG
This is a messenger RNA of Seminavis robusta, 1305 nucleotides long. The record is from the annotation of a GenBank genome assembly. Lineage: Eukaryota; Bacillariophyta; Bacillariophyceae; Naviculales; Naviculaceae.